Melanotaenia boesemani (Boeseman's rainbowfish) is the source of this 10300-nucleotide messenger RNA. RefSeq names its product zinc finger protein 638-like. Gene Ontology annotation, molecular function: zinc ion binding; nucleic acid binding. Bases 353 to 10093 code for a protein of 3246 amino acids. The record is from RefSeq and is a predicted model, not a curated record. NCBI's taxonomy places the organism in Eukaryota, Metazoa, Chordata, Actinopteri, Atheriniformes, Melanotaeniidae. Gene Ontology annotation, cellular component: nucleus. The transcript has 51 exons.
UCAAGUCUCUAAACGCACCUACAAACCGUUGAUUUGAUUGACGCAGGAAUUGCAAUCUGUUGCCACCUGUUUAGCUGCGGGUUGGACAAAUAAGCUCCCUUGCUACUGGAGUAUUGCACCUCUUACUCUGUUUCAAGGCUUACCAACAAGUCCCAGUUUUGUAGGGCAUCAACAGACUUGUUGAAUUGCAAGCUGCCUUCUUAUUUCAUCCAAAAGCUCAGUUUGCACUACUGUAUAGAUAUGAUUCAGUUGCCAUUGGUGGCCAAGCCACAAGUGUGAUAACAGACACCUGGAGCAUUAUUUUCCCAACUGCUGUGACUGUCGAUCUCCUCAACUGUCUGUAGAUAACGCCAUGUCCGGUUCCUUGAAUAACUUCUUUGGCUCUGGGAACCAAAGAAUACCUUUGAACUACAAUCCUGGACAAAGUAGGGCUGCAAUAGAUGGGGGGUCAGUAAACUUGCUUGUUGGUAGAGCCAGAGAAGAUGUUGGCAAUCUCUGUGUAGGCCAAAGCACUCAAUUUACCAGCUCUCAAAGAGAGGAGUUUCCUUCCACAAGCAGAUGGGUGACAUCUUCAGCCUCUCAAGGACGUAGAUAUACUGAUUUUGAAAGUGGCCGUGCCACCUUAGACUGGUUGUCAAACUGCAAAAAACCUACUGAGGAUGAGUCCAAAUGUUAUUCAUCAGCUGCGUCUGACUCUCUAAGGACCAUUGACAGCAGGAUUAAUAUCUCCAGUGAGCAAGAAAUGCAGUCCAUUGUAGGCUUGGGAGCUAAUGACAAUGCCUCAACAAACCAACCUGGGUCUCCUGAGUCCAUUUACCCCAGGUAUACUCCAGAAUUGGCCACUAAAAUUCUCCUGCGUUUUGGACUUGAAAAGGAGGACUUGGAGCAUCUUCUCUCUUACCCUGACGACCAGACCACCGUUGAGAACCUGCCCUUCAUACUGCACAAAAUUUGCGUUCAGAAAGCCAAGAGAGCAGCAGGAGCUCAGUCAGAACCCUACUCUGAAUCACAACCCAAAACAAGCAUGAGCACAGUGGACAUGAGUGUGUCUGAAGGAACAAGAGUGCCCCAAGGUGAAAGAUAUAAACCUUGCAAAGCAAAUGACUGUGGGCUUAGUGGGAAAAGCACUGCAGGGGCCGAGGAUCAGAUUGAAAGUGGUAAGGGUGACAGUGCAGUGCUGACUGACAAGUUCGGUAGUUGCAGGCACAGUGGCAAACCACUGGGAGGGAGUGUGACAGAAGUGAAAAGUAGUUCCUUAGCUUCUCCAAAAAAUAAGAUGGGUUCUGCCACUAGUCUCAGCUUGAUGAGGAGCUUUGUGGCUCCUUAUAGCAGCAAUCAAACCAAACAAGUGAAGACCCAGCCUCACCUGAUUUCCGAACCAAUCUUCACUCCCUUUUCUCUGAAAGAGACCAACAAGAAAUUUGAUAAUGAUCUAAACUUCCUUCCUUUGAAAGAACUUAAGUCAGAUUGCCAGUUGAUGUCAAACACCCAACCAGGUACCCCAGAUGGUGGUGUUCAUCGAUGCACAGUUGGUCUUGUACCCAUUGAUAAUCACCGGGACAGUCACACACAUGGUCAGAGUAAAGGUCAGCCACAAGGACAACUGCCUCUUAAGCAGGUGAAAAAGCAGAAGGGACAACUGGAUCAACAGCAAAAGCAGAUUCAGAGACCACUGCACAAUAUGGCAAAACAGCCAGUAUUGGUUCCAGUACCGCUUCCAGUACCAGUUCCUUCACCUCCUAUCAACCCCAGGAUUGUCACGGUUCCUCCAGCUUCACCUAUCCCAAAUCAAAUCAACUAUAGUCUGCAGCCUCCUUCCAUCAGGCUGCCUUUAACUAAGGAAGACAUCUACAAGGGUCUGCCAUCACCAGCCAUGAUGCAUGACUAUGCUGCCACCACGCCAACGUUUUUUCCACAUACCUGUUCUCUUUGUAAUGAAGUCUUUCCCCAUAUAAACGAAUGGAUCUUCCACCAGAAUACUAGCCUGCAUAUUGAGAACUGCAAACUCCUCCGGAAACAAUACCCAUACUGGAAUGGGAAAGUGCCACUGCUGCAAAGUUUUCCAGGUAAAGAUGCCAAGCAUUCAGCCCCAACGUCUGAGCAGAGAACGAGGCAUGAGAGCUGUUCCAGUUCCUGCUCAGACAGCCCACGCCACCGCCACAGAGUGGAGGAAGGAAGGGACAAAUCCAGCAGCAAUUCCUGUUCCCGCUCACCCAGUCCCUGUUACUACCAAAGUCCAGGGUAUAGAAGAAAUAAACGCAGCAGCCAAUCACAGCGGUCCCACAGAUCCAGAAACAGAUCGCGGUCUCGUUCUCUCUCACCGUGGUGUGAUCGGCCUACCUCCUCCCAUUAUCGGUCACGUUCACGGAGCCAUGAGAGACGAUCUUCAUGCAGAAGCAAGAAGAAACGGUCCUCGUCGAGGAAAAGGCGCAAGAGACGAUCAUCCACUGGACAGUCACUCCAUAAACGAAAGAAGUUGAGCAGUACAGAGAGACUGACCAGCAAGCUGAUGGAAACAUCAGGUGUCCAGUUUCUUUUAGAACAGCCUAACCUGGAGACCGUGGUUAAAACUCUUAUUCCUGUUGUACUGGCUGAGCUCACCAAGAUUGGUGUAUCAUCGUCUGCUGCUGCUUCUUCAACAUCUACUUCAUAUGCAGAAAAUGAGUUGACAGCUAAGUUUUCUGAUGCAAAGCCCAUCCCAGAGAAGAGUGAGCAGAGGAUGUCCACAAAGCCAAAGCAUAGUAAACCGUCAGCUCCAACCAUGGUCAAGCUUAAAGGGAAUUUCGAUGCCGUCUCUCGCAGUGAUGUGGAUGAAGCCGUGGAGCUCUUUGGAAAAACCAAAUCUGUUCUUCUUUUCAAGUCCAAGAAAAAGGCCGUUGUGUGUUUUGAGAAAAAAGAAGAUGCUGAAAAACUAAAGAGCGUGAAGAGCAUCAACAUGAGAGGAAUGUCAGUCACUGUAGUCCGAGGAAAGGCUGCUGCUUCUAAGAAGCCUCCAUCUACGUUGACAAAGAAGCAGAACAAGUGUACACAGAUGGAAUUUACGCAGUCCAGGGUCUCCACAGCUACUGAAUCCACUUCCACAGGAGAUGUUGUUUCCCCUCAGACUGAAACACCUUUAUCAAGACCAAAAGUGAAAAGAGCCACAACAGGAAAACCUGUCAUCAAAACUAAAAUCUUUGUUGCCAAAGCAAAUAGUGUCUCAGCCAAGAAGACAGUAAAGACUAUAAAAACUCCCAGUUUAGCUGCAGAAAACGCUGUGAAGCAGACUGAAGUAGAAAAACCUUCAAAGCUCACAAGCUCCAAAAACAGGCUGGGUGACUGUCAACAAACACAAACAGCUAAACUUGAAAUCAGUGCUAAAGCAUCGGUGAUGGCACAUGUAGCCAAGGUUGUAAAUCCUUCAGGUGUGACUCUUGCUGAACCGACUGGAGGCAGUGACUUUGCAAUCAAGGGAAAUGUCUUGGAUUCAGAAGCAGAAAUGGCCUCAACUGACCAUGCAUGUAAAAUAGGAGCAGCAACAGGAGGUGUGAAGCAACAGGUGGGACUUGAAAAAGUUGUUGAGCAGGUUACAAGCAUUAAACUGCUGGAACUUAGGGAAUCUGAACUGACGGAGCUGAUUGAAGCUGAAGUUUCUGCUGAGCGCAAAGCAAAACUGACCUUACUUACUAAACCCAAUGUCAUUCAUCAACUAACCGACACAGUUUCUCCGCUUCAACCUUCUGAGCUACCUCAGAGACAACACUUUACCUUCAAACUUCCACAAAACCUGAUCAAAACUUCAUUGUCUGCCCAGAAAAUCACCACAGCAAAGCCCGCUACACACGGGCUGAAGACCAAGAAAGAUUGUUUGGACAAGAAGCAGAAAGCUGCAGCAUCAGCCGAUUCCUUGAAGACGAAGCACACAGACCGGCUAAUGAACAAAAAGCAAAGAAUGAAGACCCAAAAGAGUUCAUCAUCAACUACAUCUGUGCUACCUUCGCCUGCUGCUGACUCUCUUACUUUUGGAGAAAGAAUUCAGGAGCUUUUGCAUCCAGAAAGAAUCAGCUGUCUAAGUAAGAAAACCAUCAUGUCACCAAAACUUUUCUGUCUCAGUGCAAAACUGCUGUUGAUAACUUGUCUGCCGGAGUAUUAUGAUGGCUGCUACACGGAGAAUGACGUUGCCAAGCUACUCCACCCAUUUGGAUUUAGCUAUAAGAGCAACAACAUCUAUGUUAUUCCUCAAAAGCGCAUGGCUUUUGCCCUCAUGCCAUUUGCGGGGAAUGUGCGAAACAUUAUCCAGUCCUCAAACAACAAGAAUAUUGUUCUCAAAGGAUCUAAACUUCACUUUUAUGCUGUUGCUCGACAUAUUUCCAUGACACCGUUUGGCUUUUAUGGAGAUCUGAUGAAACUGAUUGGUUCUCAGAAGCCGAAAGAUGAUGGGAAAAGUACCGUCUUCAUCCAGAAUAUCUCACCAAGCGAGACCCAGGAUCUCAGAGAAACUGUAAGAAAAAUCGGUUCCAUCAGAAACUUCCUGCCUCUCCUCAACAAGGUGUUUGUUGAAUUUGAUUCUGCUCAGGAUACUGAUCGGCUCGGAGUUUGGUACAGCCUCCUGAAGCUUUGCCCUGCCCAUAACAUUUACAGGAUAAAAACCCCAGAAAGCGCAAUGAUAUCACCACCACCAAGACUCGCAGCAAAGGCUAUGCCGGUUGACAAGGAACUUGUUGCUGGGGCUGUCGUCCCAACACCUGUCUGUGUUCCGCACAGCAGCAAGGCUCCAUUUUGGGUCACCUUUGCAACUUACCCUUUUGUGUUUCCUACCUUCUCUCCUUGGUUCAUCAUCCCAGAUUACUUGACGGUCAAGGAAAUGGCAGAUAUAGAGAAAGCUCGUUCUCAAGGAUCGGUUUUUCCCACAAUCAUGCUGACGGGUUUGCCAGAAGGAAACUAUACACACAAGGAUGUUGCUAAGCUGGUGUGGCCUUAUUUCCCUAAACAGACUCUUCAUACUCUGCACUACAAUGUGAUAGUCCUAACUCUGCAGAGGAGAGCUUUUGUCUAUUUUCACAACUGGGACACAUGCUGCGAUUUUGUCUUGCAUCACAUCAGAAAUCCAGUUCUUGUCAGAGGCUGCACGCUCUUCAUUCACUUUGUCUUGGAGAACAUGCAUCCUGGAUUCAGAGAGGAGGUCAUGUACCGGACUUUGAUGAAAUGGAGCAACGCACAUGUCUCAGAGCUCGAGUCCCUGAGAGAGCGGUUGCUGUGUGUGGAGAUCUUUGACACAUCUGUCCAUCUCAUCAUCAUGGUCAUGAAAAUGGUGGCGUCCAUUGCAUCUUUUGUCAGCUUCCUGCCUCUUGCCAACCGGAUUUGCAUUGAGAUGGCUGAGCCCACGGGUGUCACAGAAGUGGUGGAGAAGCUCUCACUGGGCUGCUUAUCCGUUCAUGAAAUUUGGAGUAAAAUUGGACGGAUUGAACCAUUGCAAAGCUUUGAACAGCGCCUUCAAGACUUGAAUGAGAUCAACAUAAACCUUGAAGUGGACGCUACUGGCACAGCGGCAAAUCCAGAGUCUGCUGUACAGAAACUGGAGGCCAGGAUGGAGGUAGAUGCUCUGCUGCAGCUGGCAGCAGGAAGCUCGGCUUUGGUGGCAAAGCAGAAUGUUAGAGGUCUGGGGACAAAACCUUCUGGAAAAGAAGAACCUGAGGGUGCUGUAAAGAUCCAGAAGAAUCCAGUACCUAAAGCUGGUACCAGCGUUUCAACUGCAGUGGUUGCAUCUGCCAACACUGGGUCAGCUGAUGUGAGCGAAGACCAGCGGACCACUGUGUUUUCUUCAGCUGCUGCUAUCUUCCAGACCGUUGGGGAAAAGAUAGAAAAGUUCCUGAACCAGGACAGAAUUUCUUGCCUGAAGAUGGAAACCGUCCUGUUAUCAAGACCUUUCUCACUGGAUGUCUUGUUAAUAACCAACCUACCAGAGCAUCAUGAUGGUUGUUACACUGAGGCUGACGUAGCCAAUCUGUUCAUCCCAUUUGGAUUUAAAUACAAGGACGACAACAUUUAUGUCAUUCCUCAGACACGCAUGGCUUUUGCCUUCAUGCCGGGUGUGGGAAAGGUGCAAAACAUCAUUGAUGUGUCAACAAGACAGGAUUUUAUUCUUCUUGGGUCAAAGUUAUGUUUGCGUGCAGUUAACGGCGGCAUUUCAAUGACACCGUUUGGCUUCUAUCAAUUUCUGAUGAGACGGAUGUGUUAUAAACUUAAAGACGACGGUAGGAGAACCAUCUAUAUCAGGAACAUCUCCCCAAGUGAGGUCCUUGGUCUCAUGGAAGUUUUGAAGGAAGUUGGUUCUGUGAGAAACUACCUGCCUCUACUCGGCAAGGUGUUUGUUGAAUUUGACUCCAUUUGUGAUGCCGAUUGGCUUGGAGUUUGGUACAGCUUCCUGAAACAUGGCUUUGGCUACACGGUCUACAGAAUGAAAAUGCCACGAAGCCCCUGCACAGCACCAUUACCAAAACUGGCUGCAAGAGCUAUGCCGGAAAACAAGGACGUCAUUGCUGGGGCAGUUUUCCCAACAACAUUGAGUGUUCCACUGGGCAGCACGCCUCCAUUCUGGGUCACGAUGACCACUAGUCCAUACAUGUUCCCUACAGCGUCUCCUUGGUUCAUCGUGCCAGAUUAUCUGACUGUCAUACAAAUGGAUGACAUUGAGAAGGCUCAUCAUCAAGCUUCUGAGUUCUCCACAGUCAUGCUGACCGGGUUACCAGAAGGAAACUACACGCACAUGGACAUCACUCAGUUGGUGUGGCCUUACAUCCCAGAACACACAGUUAAUUUUUUAUACUACAAGGUGAUGGUCCUGCCACUGCAGAAGAGAGCCUUUGUUUAUUUCAACAGCUGGGAAUCUUGCUCUGACUUUGUCCGAGAUCACAUCAGAAAUCCAUUUUCUGUCAGAGGCUUUAAGCUCGAAGUCCACUUUGUCUUGCAGGACAUGCAUCCGGGAUCCAGUGAGGAGAUCAUGUACAGAACUAUGAUGAAAUGGAGCAAUGCUCAUGUUCCAGAUCUUGAGUCUUUGGAGGAUCGCCUGCUGUGUGUGGAGAUCUCCAAGACAUCCGUGCACCUUGUCAUGAUGGUCAUGAAAGUAGUGGCAUCCAUAGCUGCUUUUGUCAGCUUCCUGCCUCUAGCCAACAGGAUUUGCAUUGAGAUGUCUGAAUCGGCUGGUGUAACACAAGUGGUGGAGAAGAUUUGCUUAAUGGACUAUUUGAAUGCAGACAAGACUUGGAAAAAUGUUCGACAUAUUGAGACCCUGAGGAGCCUGAAACAGCAUCUUGAAGACUGUAGUGAGAUCACAGUGAAUCUUACAAUGAAAACCACCGGCAUUGAUGGAACAAGUAACAUUGCAAUGAAAGAGAUCAUCUCAAGUCAGCCAAGUAAGACUGAGGGUGCGGCUACAGCAUCGCAUUUGUCUACAAGUCAGCAGACCUGUUCUUUAACUGCAGCUGUUAAGGUGUCAAAAGAAACCUGUCGGUCAUAUGAAGAAGAAAAACUAACAGAAAAAUGUAGUGGGUCACACACAAAAACAGAAACAUCAGAGGUGGAUCCAGCUGCACAGAGACGGGAGUUAGAGAUUACCAACCAAAAUCAAAGUCCCAAGUCAGAUUUUAAAGAAAUCCAAAAGGUGAAGAAAAGCAAAGAGAAAGAAAGGAAGAAAGUAUCGGAUGAGGGAGAUGAUGGAAAAAAUGACCAAACUCUUGAUUCACUAUGUGACCAAAGUGAUGAACAGAAGAACAAAGAAAAGGUCCGAGUCAGUAGCAGUGAAGCUCUGAUACCCAGAUCUGAGCAAGACCAGAGAUCACAUGAGGAUGAAGAAGAGCUGAUGGAUUGUGUUGAUGAUGAAGACAAAGCCUCCAGUGAAAUGGAAAUGGAUUAUUCUUACCAAAUGGAAGACAAUACUUCAAAAAACCAAGCAGCUUCAUCCCUAGAUAACAAUGAAAAUGAAGGUUCCACAUUACAGCAGCUGUCUGAGGGAGCUGCGACUCAGUCAGUCAACAGUCCUGAUCGAUCAGUAGUUAAAGAUGUAGCAGAUAAAAAUAACAUGUUAUGUAAAAAGAAGCAAACUUUAAAGAGCUGGGAGCAAUUUUACCAAACUUCUAAACAAGCUACCCCAAUCUCUGACACCAAACAGCCUCUUGACAGAAACAGCAAAAACCCAACAAAAGAUUUCACUGAACAGGAAGCAUUUAGGACUCUGGAUUCAGGAAGGGAUCACUUCAUAGCAGAAGGUGACGGCCGGAAGCUUGAAACUCCAACCAAUCAGAUCUUUAAAGCCGAUCACCACGUUAUUGAUUCUGUGGAGGAUCAGCCAAUCACUACAGAGAUGCAGUUAGAAGAUAAAAGAAAGGAAAAAAGAACCAAAAGAUUUUCUAUGAAACCAAGUGAGGAGAAACUGACGAAGAAACAAGACAUGACAGUAAACACAACAGGAAGUGACAAAAAAAAUGUCGAAGGCACAGAAAUUAUGGUCUAUGAACUAGCGAACCAUGAGGCAGAAAAGCAAACUAUGCAGAUUUUAGACUCUGUGGAAGAAGACCCUGCCACUGAAAAACCCACCAUCAAAAAGACAAAGCAAAACACUUUGAAUAACAGAACUAAAAAAGAAAAGAGCCCAGAAAUACAUACGAUCACAUCAGCCAGAAAUUCACAGGAACAACAUGGAGAGAAAGCUACAAAUCCAGAAGAUGAAGCCUCUCUAAGAGGAAGUAGUCCAACAAUGAAGAGUGAUGCUGCUAAAGGAGACACAAGUGAGGAAGAGGCUACUUGUGAAAUGGUAGAUGCUGUGGAGGAUCUCUUUGUGGGUGAUGAUCAACCUGCAACACGACAAAAAAUACCAAAAAUUGUGACAAAAGAAAAGGGUCCAGCUGAAAUGAACCAAAUAAGAUAUGGCUCCACAGCUGUGGAACCACCACAAAAGGUCAUGAAAGCUGAUAAGGUUCAAGAAGCUAAUAAUCCUCCUUCAGAUAGAUCUGGCACCGAAAAGGAGGACAGAGUACCAGAAGCAGAUGCUAAGAAAGAAGAAAAACCAGAAACUAAUGCCCAAAGUGAUGCUGCGACAACAGAAGACAGCAUAGAAAAAUCUCCAAGGAGAAAUAAAACUGCGACUGCAUUGAGCUUUCUUUUGACCCUGGAAGAUGUGAGUGAGGAGGAGGAAAAUAACUCUAAUGAUGUAGCUGAGGAAGAGGAACUGAAGAUGAGACAGGCUCCUGCUAAAGAGAAUGAAGAUGAAGGAAUGAGCAGGGAAAGAAAAGAGAGAGGGAAUAACAUAAAUGUAGAACCACAGGAGCUAGUGGCUCUGAGUGAUACCAUAGAAGAAGAGAAGCAAAAAGAAGAGCAUAGAACAUUGGAGUCUGACUCCCUGAUCCAGGACAACCAGUCAGUGGACUUCCUGAACCCACAGGUUUUGGGGACAGUAAAUGAAAGGGAUAAUGAAGAGGAGGGAGCGAAGACAACCUCAUCUGUCAAACGUAAACAUGACGACUCAGUAAGAAAAUUCACUGGAAGGAAAGCUGUGAGCGCAGAAGAUGUUAAAGAAGAACAGACGUUCCUGCCUCUUGAUUCACUUGAUCCCAUCUCAACAUUGGACAGAGACACAUCUGAUCUGUCAGCUAACAGCCAGACGGAGGUCAGGAGGACAGAGGUGGAAGCUGUGAGCCGAUCUACCGUCAGCGGUCUUUCUGCUGCACAGCAUCCACAGUCUGGCUGCUGUAAAAACCAAACGAUGGAAGGAUGUGUAGAAGAAGAGGUGGAAGGAAACAGCAAAGCCAACAUUAAAGUCCUUCAUCAGAGACCGGAGCCUGAUGGAGCUGAAGCUAAGAGUUCUAGUUCUCAGACUGGUUUUGCUGUUGAGUUUAAUCUGGCUCCAUUCAACCACAAGACCCCCCUCGGUCAGGAGUUUGUGGUGCCUAAAUUUGGGUAUUUCUGCCACUUGUGCUCUGUUUUCUACUUGAAUGAGAGCACCACCGAGGAUCUGCACUGCUGCAGUGAAGCGCACUAUCAUAACCUGCAGAAAUUUUACCAAAAGCUCAGAGAGAAACGUUUGAAGAUGCAGAAUUUCCAAGGCUCCGUCUCAGAGUGAUGCUCGUCAGCCGAUGAUUGUGUAAUUGAAGAUUAGAAAAAUGUUCUCCAUGUGCUGCUGAAAUCAUAUGACCUGUCAGAGCACGGACACGCCAACUCGUCUCGUCCUGGGGUGCCAUUUUCUGUUGGGCCAAAAACAGUAAAAAGUUUUUCUGAAUUAACUUCCUUUGUUCAAUUAUGAAGCACUAAAUUUAAGUUUAGAUAUUGC